Messenger RNA from Aureobasidium vineae, 3201 nucleotides. The record is from the annotation of a GenBank genome assembly. Lineage: Eukaryota; Fungi; Ascomycota; Dothideomycetes; Dothideales; Saccotheciaceae.
AUGAGCUCCAAUGCUAGGGAGUCGACUUCUGGUGCACAACCCGCCGUCUAUGUGCCUCCGCAUCGCAACGGCCCUGCCCACUCGGACACACGCUACUCCAAAAACCAACUUCUCGAUCUGUACCACAAGCAGAACGUAGAAGGUUCGCUAGAUGACUCUCUUUCCCCUUUGUUCGUCGCAGGAUGGGAGCCAAACCAGACCAACGGUGUCUCUUUGGGCGGAUGGGGCAGGAGAGACGAACAAGCAAAAGACCACGUUCCCGGUCCCGAAGUCUGCUGGGAAAAAGACGGCUCUACAGGUCCUUUAGGCCUGGUCGAUAUGGACGAUGAAGAGAGGGAGGUACGUCACGUUCUGGUGCCACACGUUGAUCUGCUGCUAAAUCGUCUGGCCAGCNACUUUUCGUCCGUCAACUCGCCUUUGAAACCACCCACUACCGUGACCAAGGAUGCUGUCAAUCCACCCAUGCGCAAGAUUUCUGUGUCGCAGAAUGUCAACAGUCCCGGUGCGUUUGGUGUUAGCUCGCCGGGUGGUGCCAGACCAGGUCCUCGACGCCGCGAAACGCAGGAGGCCUAUCCGUUCCCCUCGAGUUCGCAGCUCAACUCGCCCUCGGUCGUCAAGACUUCACGCGUCGAGUCCCGUCCUAACUCUCCUCCUCCUUCUCUGACCAGAAGAAGAGCCGACUUCAAGGACACUGGUGAUUCGUCGGAUGAAAAGCCUCCUGCCGAUAUUACUGAUACCGCUCGUCCUCCGUUCUCUGGCCUCAAGCGCACUGUCACUGGUCCCUUGAAUACGGCUGUUGGUGGUGGGUCAUCUCCAUGGUCUGCCACUCCACAGAGCGCUGGUUUCUCGCCAAUGGGAGCCUUUGGCAACUUUGCUAUCAACUCCAAUGCUACUGCUGGCACCCCGACUGCGGAUAAACGUCCAGGACUGGCCGGUGGUAGAGCUGAAAGUCGUUUCAAAGGACUCAUGGCCAAGGACAAUGAUGACGCCAAGUCAUCGCAAGCANACCCUGGAGGCCUGGAGUCAGUCCUACACGAAGAGCAACGUGAGCAGCAUGCUACUGGUAGUGCUGCUCUCGGUGGUGGUCAGGAUAUUUCUCCUCCCCGCAGCCGCGGCUUCGGUACUCCGAGUCGUCAGGACUCGCGUGACGACUUUGGCCAUGGCGCUUUUGGUAUGACAUCGGAUCCUUUCCGUACUAUGAUGGGCCAGCAGCACGAUCAAUCCCACAGCCGUCUUCAACAGCAACAGCCCACUGGUAACGAUGCCAUGAGCCCUUCGGAUACCAACCCCUACCAUAGUCCUGAGCACGUACCUGCUGACCUUGACGCUGACGACGACCCAUCCGAUCUUCACAAUGCUCAUCUACCCAACCUGGGUGGCAUCAUGAACGACCCCAUGUCUUCUGGUCCUGGUGCCUUCCAUGGACUUGGUAAUCUGGGACGUGUUCCGGCAGCUCCACCAAGCGACCGUAGCCAGACUUCUAGUGUUGGUCCCAACAGAGGCUUCGGCACCUUUUCUGGCCUCGGUGCUCUUCCUGGUCUUGGCGGCGCCUCCGCUUGGGGUGGCCCUCAAGCAUCAAUUGGUACGCCUAGUAGAGACAGGGCUGCCCUGGCUGGCAACUUCGGCGAUAACCCCUUCGGCUCUUCCGCUGACUUGGGCUCUCCCAGCCUUGCUGCUCUGAGCGGCCUGGGAGCAUUCGGCGCGCACCCUAGCCAGAGCCGUGGUGGAAGCCGACUUGGCUCUCUCUUCCCGACCAGCGUACAGGACCAGAUGCGUCCUGAACAUGGUCGACAAGAUGAAGAUGACGCUGGUUCAGCAGACUUUGCCAACCUGCCUCGCGACACGUCUAGUCCUUUCAGACGUGCUGCUGACGUGGCUGCUGGCUUCUCUGAACAAGACCGCAACACGGAGCCAUCUCAACAGGAGCCCAUCGGCCAACGCCCUGCUCAGCCCUCUGCUUCUAUGCAGGCUCAGGCUGUCAGCAGCUCCGCAUCUAACCAACCACCUCCAGCUCAGCAGAAGACUAUGGUUAUGCCCGACCGUAUGAGGUGGAUCUACCGUGACCCUCAGGGAGUCACUCAAGGCCCGUGGUCAGGCUUGGAGAUGCAUGACUGGUACAAAGCCGGUUUCUUCUCCCCUGAGUUGCUUGUUAAGAAGUUUGAGGAUCCCGAAUAUGAGCCCUUGGCCCAGCUGAUCCGUAGAAUUGGAAACUCUCGCGAGCCAUUCCUGGUCCCUCAGAUCGGCAUCCCUCAUGGCAACCCCACUGCUCCUCAGCCCCCAGCCAACAACUGGACUAACCCCUUGUCUUCAGGAGGAGCGCAGCCUCCUUUCGCCAACAGCUUCCCCAGCUUUGGAACCACCCUGACUGCUGAUCAGCAGAACGCCUUGGAACGUCGCAAGCAAGAAGAGCAAUACUUGAUGGCUCGCCAGAAGGAGCAUCUUGCCCAGCAACAGUUUGCACAGCGCUUCCAAGCACAGACUGGCCAGUUGCUAUUCCCACAGCUGCACCACCAAUCCAGUGUCCAGAGCUUGCACAGCCAGCAAAGCUUCGGUAGCCUCAGUUCGCCUGCACCUCCAUUCCCGCCCGCCCCUCUUCAAAGCACUUUUGGUAGCACCGGCUCGAGCGGUAGCACUCAUGUCCCUGGCUUCUUCGACAACUCUUUCAGAAGUGCUGGUCCCCUUGGCGGUCUCGGUGCUAUCGGUGCUGGCGUAGACGCGCUCGGCAACAUUAGAGAAGAAGAUGUGUCAGGCAUGGUCAACAGACUAAACCUCGGACGGUCAACCCAGAGCAACUUUGGUGGAAUUGGUCAGCCAUUCCCCCAAUCCGACGAGCAGCGUCGCGUUUCUACAAUGCUUGAUGACCGCUCUCGUCUCGAACAGCAGCAGGCACAGCAUGAUGCCGCUCACCGGUUCCAGCACGACCAGCCUGCUAGAAACGAACAGUUUGAACAGUUUCAAAGCCUGCAAGAGCAUGCUAGAGCCGACCCAUUCGGCGUCGGUUCGGAAGGUGUCAUCGGCAAGCCUAUUGCUCCUCCAUCUGAACNNAGCAGCAAGUUCAACAAGAGCAGGGUCAAGCUCAGUCUCCCGAGCAGACCCAGUCAGAGUACGACGCUCAAUUCGAAGAAGAAGCUGAGGCGCUUGCGCAGCAUCAGGAGGCUGUUGCUGCCGCUGCCACUCAAUCCAGGCAGGAACCUUCCUUGA